Danaus chrysippus (African queen) is the source of this 489-nucleotide messenger RNA. The record is from the annotation of a GenBank genome assembly. Lineage: Eukaryota; Metazoa; Arthropoda; Insecta; Lepidoptera; Nymphalidae.
AUGGAUCCUUCGUGGAAGACGCCUCGGAUCGUUCCAAGUCCUGGUCGCACGGCCAGGCGGUGUGAUCCGUUUCCUCUGCCCGCGGAGGUCUCCACCGCUGUUCAUUUUAUCGCCUGUUUGUUUGCGGCGAGUCCAUUGUUUGAGUUACAUCAUUCGGGAGCAUACCCCAAACUAAAACGAAAGAAGUCUACGGAGGACGUGCGGUCUCCGCUGGGGGGUGAGGGGUCCCUCACUAGCGAGGAGGGCGAGGAGGCUGGCAGGAGGAAGAAGGCCAGGACCACCUUCACCGGCAGACAGAUCUUCGAGCUGGAGAAGCUGUUCGAAGUGAAGAAGUACCUCUCGUCAGGAGAACGAGCUGAUAUGGCGAAACUGUUGAACGUCACUGAGACUCAGUUCUCGCCGCACGCGGCUGUUAAUAUCACUAUUAGUAUCGUCUUCCCCUUAACGAGUCGUGCGCCGUCCCCGGCCGCCAUGUGGCUCACUCUUUGA